Molecule: messenger RNA, 2295 nt
Organism: Chaetomium fimeti
Lineage: Eukaryota; Fungi; Ascomycota; Sordariomycetes; Sordariales; Chaetomiaceae
Product: glycoside hydrolase family 5 protein
Exons: 2
Coding region: 1-2295 (764 amino acids)
Biological process (GO): ergosteryl 3-beta-D-glucoside catabolic process
Molecular function (GO): steryl-beta-glucosidase activity
Source: RefSeq, a predicted model, not a curated record
AUGACACAUUUCCGUCUCACAAUCGAAAAUGGCAAGUUCUGCGAUACCAACGGCAGGCAGGUGAUUCUCCGGGGCAUCAAUGUCGCCGGCGAAGCCAAGUACCCCAGCAAGCCCAACCAACCAUCGCAUGUGGCAGACGAUUUCUUCGACGGUGACAAAGUCAGCUUCGUCGGCAGGCCAUUCCCCAAAGACGAGGCGCAUCUCCACUUCUCGCGAUUGAAACGGUUUGGCUACAACACCAUCCGCUACGUCUUCACCUGGGAGGCCAUCGAGGCCGCCGGUCCGGGCAUUUACGACGAGGCGUGGAUCGAGGAGACGAUCGAGGUGCUGAGGGCGGCGAAAGGCUACGGGUUCUAUAUCUUUAUGGACCCCCAUCAGGAUGUGUGGUCCCGGUUCUCUGGAGGAUCUGGCGCGCCAAUGUGGACGCUCUACGCCGCCGGGCUCAAUCCUGAGAGCUUUGCGGUGACCGAGGCUGCCAUUGUCCACAACACAUAUCCAGACCCCGACACAUUCCCAAAAAUGAUUUGGUCAACAAACUACUUCCGCCUGGCCGCCGCCACCAUGUUCACUCUUUUCUUCGCCGGCAAGGACUUUGCGCCAAAAUGUAUCAUCGAUGGAAUGAACAUCCAGGAUUAUCUGCAAGGGCAUUUCCUCCGCGCCUGCGCCCAUCUCGCCAGGCGUAUUCAUGAGGCUGGGGACAUUGAGAAUGACGUUGUAUUUGGCUGGGAAAGCAUGAAUGAGCCAAACAAGGGCAUGGUCGGCUACGAAGACAUUAGCGUCAUACCGAAAGAGCAGGCUCUAAAGAAAGGAAGCUGCCCGACGAUCUGGCAGACCAUGCUUUCGGGGUCUGGGCGAGCCGUCGACGUGGAGAUGUGGGACAUGGGUGGGCUCGGCCCCUAUAAGGUAGGGAGAACUCUAAUUGACCCGCAUGGCGAGAUUGCGUGGUUGCCAAAGGAGUAUGACGAUUCGCGGUAUGGCUACAAGAGAGACCCCGGGUGGAAACUUGGCGAGUGCAUAUGGGCUCAGCAUGGUGUGUGGGAUCCGUCCACAGACACGCUCCUGAAAAAGGACUAUUUCGGGAAGCACCCGACAACCGGGGACACGGUCGACUACCCUUAUUUCACCAACAACUACUUCAUGGACCACUUCCGGAAAUACCGCGACAUGGUCCGCUCAUAUCACAAGGACGCCAUCCUGCUCUUGCAGGGCCCCACGAUGGAGCUGCCACCUCUCAUCAAGGGCACCCCAGACGGCGAUGAUACUCUCCUGGCCUAUGCUCCGCACUGGUACGACGGCAUCACGUUAAUGACCAAGAAAUGGAACCGCAGCUGGAACGUCGAUGUGAUAGGUGUGCUUCGUGGGCGGUAUUGGCACCCGGCUUUCGCCAUCAAGCUGGGCGAGGCAGCCAUCCGGAACUGCUUCAGGGACCAACACGCAGCCAUGAGGCAGGAGGGCCUCGACCGCAUAGGGAACCACCCGUGUGUGAUGACGGAGUUCGGCAUCCCCUACGACAUGGAUAACAAAUACGCGUACAAAACAGGCGACUACUCGAGUCAAUCGGCCGCUAUGGACGCCAAUCACUUCGGAGUAGAAGCUUCCGGCCUCGAGGGUUAUACCUUGUGGCUGUAUAUGGCAUCCAACGACCAUGAGAAUGGGGAUCAAUGGAACGGCGAAGAUCUCUCCAUCGUCUCGGUCGACGACAAGUUGCUUCCUCUCUCGGCGCGCCCCAAGACGCCGGAACUUGAGGACUCGACGUCAAACCUGCGGCCGUCUGCGUCGAGAAAAGAGUUGGAUGAUGAUGAAAGUGUGACCCCAGCUAAUAUUAAACGCUCCAUCACAAACCCUUCGAUAUCAUCCGAAGCUACUUCGCGCCAGCCCGAACUGACAUCAUCUCCGGGAUACCGGGCAGCCGAGGCCUAUGUGCGGCCGGCGCCAAUUGCCACUGCCGGAGUCAUCACGAACUAUGUGUUCGAUCUCCGACAAUGCCUCUUCACCCUAACCGUCAAGGCUCCCGAGGUAGCAGACCCGGAUACGCCGACGGUGGUGUUCCUUCCCGAAUACCACUUCCCCAAGGAUGCCUGCUCGGUCGAGGUGAGCUCCGGGAAAUGGGAGAUCAGCAGCGACGAGGAGGAGACGGUGCUCAUCCAGCGGCUGCGCUGGUGGCAUGGCAAGGGCGAGCAAACGCUGAGGAUUUCGGGCGUCGUCAAGAAGCACAAUAUCGGAGAGGGAGCCGAGGAUUCCGGGUAUUAUGAGCAGUGCAACCAGGGGGCAUGGAGCAAUUGCACCCUCAUGUAA